Molecule: messenger RNA, 3984 nt
Organism: Mesocricetus auratus (golden hamster)
Lineage: Eukaryota; Metazoa; Chordata; Mammalia; Rodentia; Cricetidae
Gene: Cass4
Product: Cas scaffold protein family member 4
Exons: 7
Coding region: 373-2760 (795 amino acids)
Biological process (GO): cell migration; cell surface receptor protein tyrosine kinase signaling pathway
Cellular component (GO): cytoplasm; plasma membrane
Molecular function (GO): protein binding
Source: RefSeq, a predicted model, not a curated record
UCCUACACGGAGCUGCUCGAAGUAGGAACCUCACCUUGCAAAGCAGAAGGGUGGUUUGGGGUUCUCCCCCUUCUUCUUUUGUGGUUUUACACAGCCAAUGAGUGUCAGCCUCCACUUACAGAUACAUCAGGCACGGAGGCGUGAGUGUGGCCUGCAGCUCUGGCCCCACCUCCCUCGUCCCUUUCAUUUGACUCUCAUUACUUGAAAGAAUCUUCUCGACUGUUCCCAUGUGUCGGCCAACAGUUGCAUAGAGUCCAGCUGCUGGGAGCCAGCCCACCCGCCUCAUGCUGUGGCAUUGCAUCACCACCGGGCCCUGGAGCCGGAGGUAGCAGCAGCUGGAGAGCUCAGAGGAGCCUGCUCGCACCAGCAGACAUGAGAGGCACCAACAGCAGGGAGGGUGCACCCAAGACCCUGUUGGCUAGGGCACUUUAUGACAACCGUCCUGACUGCGCCGACGAGCUGGCCUUCUUCAGAGGGGACAUCCUGACCAUCGUGGAGCAGAAUGUGCCCGAGAGUGAGGGCUGGUGGAAUUGUCUGCUCCACGGGAGGCAAGGCCUGGCUCCCGCCAACCGCCUCCAACUCCUCAAAGAGACCCCUGCAGACAGACCCGGCCCUCAGCUCCUGAGAGGCCUGGACACAGACCUCACCGGCCCAGAGGCUCUCUACCAAGUGCCCAGUGUGUCCUGCCCACCGCCCCCGGGUCCUGUGUACGAGCCGAUGAAGAGCUGGGUGGAGGGACCACUGCCAGCUACUGCCCAAGUCUACGAAUUGCCUGCCUCACCUUCCGGUGCCAGGAUCAUCUGUGAAAAGACUCUGAGCUUCCCCAAGCAGACCCUCUGCGUGCUUCCCAGACCUACAAGGGCCUCGCUGCCGACUCUGCCUUCCCAGGUGUAUGACGUUCCUGUCCAGAGCAGGGUCUCCUCGACCCUUAAGAUGCCAGAGAAAGAGCAGCUCUACGACACACCCACCAGCUCCCAGAAGGCAGCACUCCACUCCCCUGCCAGCCAGGCAAGUGGACAGAGUGUUGUGCUGACGCCAACCACUGGCUUCAGACAAGGCGGUGGCUACAGCACGCUAUCCAGCCCUCAGAAGCCAGAAUGGAUGAAUGACACGCCGGUGUCACUGGGAAAGGCCCACGUCGGAAAUGCACCUCUGGCCAGCUUCACCAGAGAAUCAGGGUCCAGGGCUGGACCAGGCUCCGCCUCCGCUGUGCACAUUGGAGCUGUGGCCCUCCCCCCACAGCUGGGGAGCACGGGGCAGAAGAGUGGACUUCCAGAGGAGCCUUCCUACGCCGUCCUGGCACCCAGGGACUCGCUUCCUUCCGAUGCAGGCAGCAGCUACAGGGUCCCUUCCAGGUUUCUCGUUCCCAGAGUGGAGCAGCAGAACACCAAACCCAACAUUUAUUACACCCCCAAAGCCACUCACGGCAUGUCUCAGGCCGGGAGAGAGCUGGAAAAAGUCAAAGAGGUUCCAGAGAGCAUCCCCUGGGUCUCCAGACACACAAGUUCCCUGUCCCCUGACUCAGACCAAUUAUCUGUUGCCAGCUCAGACAGCAGAGCUAGUGUGGUGUCUUCGUGCUCAUCCGCAUCCACGGACUCCUCCCCGGGCUCCUCCUCAGAGGACUCCGCAAAAGAGCUGUGGAUGGACAUGGACUUUGCCAAAGAGACGGCAAUGGCCCUGCAGCACCAAGUCGCCAGCUCGACAGCGGGCCUGCUGCUCUUUGUGAGCAGGACUUGGAGGCUCAAGGACUCGUUGGAGACCAACGUCCACGGCAUCCGCAGGGCCGCUGACCACACCGAAGAAGCCUUAAGAGAGUUUCUGGAUUUUGCCCAAGGGGUUGGUGAGACCGCUCGCAAUCUCACAGACAGCCAGCUUCAGGCUAGGAUUAGAGAUCAGCUCCAAAUAAUCUCGGGUUCUUACCAGACUUUGCUGGACGCCAAAGGGAGCCUGGACCGCUGCAAUUGGUCCCUUGAAGUUCUCGUGAUGGACAAAGUCCAAAACAGCCUGGAUGACCUGGAGAGGCUUGUCAUGGUGGCACGUUUGGUUCCAGAAGAUGUCAAGAGAUUUACCUCCAUUGUCAUUGCCAACGGGAGGCUCCUUUUUAAGCAGAACUGUGAGAAAGGAGAGACGGAGUUGAAGUGUGAAAAGUGCAUCCGGCCUCCCCAAAGAGAAACUGAGUCAUACCAAAAGAGCAGUCCCUUCAACAGACAACUGGCGAAUGAACACUGCCUUGAGCUGGUAAAGAAAAACAGAGUGAACGUCUGUAGACAGAAGCCACCUAACCUACAAGAAAAAGGAGAGCCCAUCUUGGAAGGAAGCUCAGAUGGAAACAAAGAUUUCCCUGCCAUGAGUCCUAGCUCUCUCACCUCUCCGCCGCCCAGCCAGCGGGACGCAGUCAGGAAGACCCACCUGUCCGAGCACUGCAGGCUCUACUUCGGAGCACUCUUCAAAGCCAUCGGUGUCUUUACCAGCAGCCUCGGCAGCAGCCAGCCCCCCGAGGUCUUCAUCACUCAGAGCAAGCUGGUCAUCACGGUCGGGCAGAAGCUGGUAGACACAUUGUGCAGGGAGACCCAGGACCAGGAUGAACGCAACGAGAUCCUGCGUGGCAGCAGUCACCUGUGUGGGCUGCUCAGGGACCUGGCGCUGGCCACCAAGAAUGCAGUGAUCAAGUACCCGAGCCCCAGCGCACUGGGCUGCCUCCAGACAGAGGUGGAGAAACUAGAGUAUCACACUCGGAAAUUCAGAGAAACGCUGGAAUGAAGCCUUUCUAACGCCUCCUGUAGAGGUCAACUUCCUGGCUGGCUUCACACCCACAACUGGCAUCUCUCUGUCCUGUGGGACAGCCAGUCAGAUAGGCUGAAGCAGCCACGGUCCUCGGAGGUGGUAUUAGUAGGUGGCCAAGCCUCCGAAGGAUACUGGCUGACCACAAGGAGGUCAAGAAAGAGGCAGGUGACAAGUCAGGGUCUUGUGACACUGAACUCACUGUGCCAAGGUGUACAACACCAAUAGUGGGAGUGGCACUGUAGAAGCCAUGUUUCCUGCCAGUCAGAUGUGUGUGGGGGUUACAGUCUUUCUACACCUAUUUAUUAGGCAGCACCUGAGGUCACAUUACAGGGGCUGAAGUGACAGAGGCUCUGCCCUUGGAGUCAGUCUGAUUGGGAAGAUGGACGACAGGACGAGGAUAUGUCUGCAGUCUGUCUGCUGCUAAUGAGAAAUGGAAAGUUGAGGAAACAGGAGGAAGGAACUUCUGUGCAGAGGAUUGAUUUCUGUUGCACUCAUUAGAAAACGUGAUGACCUGCAGGGAUUGGUGGUGCCUGACUUUAAGUCCAGCACUCGGGAGCCAGAAGCAGACUGACCUUAAUGAGGCCAGACCAGUCUAUAGUGAGUUACAAGACAAAGAGGGCUAUAUAGUGAAAACCCACCAAAGUAAUGAUCAUUUACUUUCUAUCUGUUAGUUUUGGAUUAAUACUGUGAGAUGUAUACAAAGUGUGUGUGUGUGUGUGUGUGUGUGUGUGUGUGUGUGUGUUGUUAGAGACUGAAUCUAGGAUUUCAUGAAUGCUAAGCAUGUACUCUGCCACUAAGAUUGAUCCGUAGCACCCCCCAGUGUAUUUUGGCUGUGUUACCUCACCCCAAAGGCAACUGAUAUGUGUUCUGUUGGGCUGUCUACUAACUUAUUUUGUAUGUUACAAACCCUGUAUCAGUCCGUUCUACUCCUCAGUUAGAUUCACUUUAUAAUUCACUAGUCUCAAAUCUGUUAUAUAAUUACCUGUAAUCAUGGAUUUAAACACAUUUGCAAGGUCCCGGGAGAUGGCUCGGGAGGUAAAGGUACCUGCUGCCAAUCUUGAUUGCCUGAGUUCUAUCCCGGGGACCCGUGUGGUGGAAAGAGAGAACUAACUCCUGAUAACUGUCUUUGAACAUUCACACACACACACACACAAAGACCUGAACUGUAGUUUUAAAAAUUAAAACAUCUACGCACACUGA